AAUGAAAACAACAUUGCUUCUAGUAUUAGUUGCUUGUGCUUUCGCUACAAACACAGCUUUAUUUGACAGAAUCGAAAAGAGCGAUUUGGGCAAAACACUUUUAAACACUAUUGCAAUUUAAAUGACAACAGGUGAACCUUUAGAAAGAAUUUUCUAAACCCUUUAUGAUUUAGAAGACAGAUACAUCGCUGAUUAAAAAGAAGAUGAUGCUAACAACUAAGCCUUCUAAUAAGUUUGUGAUGCUGAUUUAAAUGCCUUGAACCAAGAACUUGCCAAUCUUGAAUAAAGAAAUACAGAAUUAUAAGCUGUUCUUGAUGAUCUUUAACCAAUCAGAGACUAAAAGAUCGGAUAAAAGAAAGCAAAGGAACUCUAAAAGGCUGAAUUAUAAAAGGUCAUUGAUGAAACAACAGCCAAGAGAUAAGAAUAAGCUGAUGACUUUGAAGCUUAAAGAUAAGAAUACACAUUUGUUUCAUCUGUUUUAGCUGAAGCUAGAAGACUCUUCACUGAUAACCUCUAAGCUCCAUCUUUCUUAUAAAAGGGUGAAGAAAGAGUUCAUGUUACACCAUAAAUUAUGGCUUAAGUUGCCAGUCACAUGAGUCAAGGUGCCCAUAAAGCUAGUACAAUGAAACACGUCAGAACUUUUGGAAAAGCCAUCAAAUUGUUAGCUAAUCUUGCAAACAGAACUUAAUAAUUUGCUAAUUAAGAAUUAACAGGAAGAGUCAUUAAAUUGAUUGAUGAUCUCUAAAACUAAUUAAGUUAAGCAUUUGAUUUAGCCAGAAAAGCUGAAGAUGAUAGAGUCAGAGCAUACGAAGCAUAUAUGAGUUUACUCAAUAAAGAUAUGAACAAAUACAAUUCAUCAAUUGCUAAUUUAACAGCUGAAAUCUAAUCACUUUAAGAUAGAAUCGAUGCUACUACUUCAAGCUAAAAUGAUGUUCUUUAAAGAAUCUAAGCUAAGACAUAAUAAAGAGAUGAUAGAAGAGGAGAAUGCUAAGAAGCUGCUUAUGAUUAUUAAUAAAGAAGAUCUGCAAGAGACAGUGAUAGAUAGACUGUUAGUGAUUUGAUUGGUAUUUUGAACAGUAACAUGAGAGAUCUUAAAGAAUAUAUUGCUUUAAGAGUUGCUGCUGGUGAUAAAGAUCUUGAAUGAAA
This is a messenger RNA of Paramecium pentaurelia, 1146 nucleotides long. The record is from the annotation of a GenBank genome assembly. NCBI's taxonomy places the organism in Eukaryota, Ciliophora, Oligohymenophorea, Peniculida, Parameciidae.